AUGGUGGCCACGGUGCCCAGCCAGGGACAAGUCAUCUUUGGAAAAUCCAAUGGCCCUGAAUUUCUGCAGGAAGUGUACACAGCUGUUACAUACCAUAACAAGUCUCCUGACUUCUAUGAAGAAGUGAAAAUUAAGCUCCCUGCUAAGCUUACAGUAAAUCACCACCUCCUGUUCACCUUCUAUCAUAUCAGCUGUCAGCAGAAGCAAGGAAACUCAGUAGAAAGUCUCCUGGGAUAUUCAUGGCUGCCUAUUCUCUUAAAUGAACGUCUUCAAACUGGAUCCUACUGUCUCCCAGUUGCCUUGGAAAAGCUGCCACCCAACUACUCUAUGCAUUCUGCAGAGAAAGUCCCUUCACAGAAUCCUCCCAUUAAAUGGGCUGAAGGACAUAAGGGAGUAUUCAAUAUUGAAGUGCAAGCUGUUUCUUCUGUUCACACCCAGGACAACCAUCUGGAGAAGUUCUUCACCCUCUGCCACUCCCUGGAGAGCCAGGUGACCUUCCCCAUCCGUGUGCUGGACCAGAAGAUCAGUGAGUCGGCGCUGGAACACGAGCUGAAGCUCAGCAUCAUCUGCCUGAACUCCUCCCGCCUGGAGCCCCUUGUGCUGUUCCUGCAUCUGGUGCUGGACAAGCUAUUCCAGCUGUUUGUGCAGCCCAUGGUCAUCGCUGGUCAGCCAGCCAACUUCUCUCAGUUUGCCUUCGAGUCCGUGGUGGUCACCGCCAACAGUCUGCACAACAGCAAGGGCCUGGGCAAGGACCAGCAUGGAAGAAACUGCCUGCUGGCCUCUUACGUGCACUAUGUCUUCCGCCUGCCGGAGCCGCAGAGAGACAUGCCCAAGUCAGGUACCGCCACCCCCACCGCACUGCUGCAGGAUUCAAAAUAAAACUAGAAGCCCGGAAGUUACAUUUUAUUUUUCAGAGUGAGAGAAACUUACAUGAAUGUUGAAAUUGCAAGUUUGUUUCUAGAUUUUUCUGUCUUGCUUUCUAUCAGCCUUCCUCCUCUUUUUUUGUACUCUGAGCACUUAUUUUUUUUCUGCUUGUUUGAUAAUCCGUCACUGAUCUUUACCCAGUUGGUAAUUUCUAACCCAGCUGAGAAUCUUUUUGUAAGAGCUAGGGAAGUAACAACAGAUGCAUAAGAUUCUAGGAGAUUAAUGAUAAGGAAAAAAUAUGUCUUUGAUAG
Messenger RNA from Odocoileus virginianus texanus, 1175 nucleotides. Lineage: Eukaryota; Metazoa; Chordata; Mammalia; Artiodactyla; Cervidae. The record is from RefSeq and is a predicted model, not a curated record.